AUGGUCUCGCCAAAGCCUGAAUCCUACCACGGAGCGCUCUACCACUUGGCAGCCGCAGCAGAGUCCUCUCCCUCGCCUCAGCACGCACACUACCAGGAUCCGCAACACUAUCAAGCAUAUCACCAUCAGCAUCACGAGCCGCCCCCUCCGCACCAUCACGCCCAGAACCGCCACUACCCUGCCAUACCUCCCAUGCAUCGCGCGGCGCAUUCCCAGGAACAGUAUCGAUACUCGGACAAUGGCUACUCCCCGCUGUCCGCAGCGGGCUCCUCCACUAGUUCGGCGCCCCACCAUGCCACCGCCUCUGCGCCAAGACAACAGCCCAUGUCGGGACCAUCCACCCAUGCUGAGCACCCUUCCUCCGUGAGACCUCCUCCCAAGCACCUCGAUGCUCCUCUGAAGAAUGGAUCUGCCGCGUCUGCUGCUGCGGCGGCUGCUGCUGAAGCCGCUGCUGCGGCCGCUGCCGCCGAAAAGAAGAUCUCUUGCAUGGAGUGCCGUCUCUCCAAGGUGAAAUGUUCCGGUGGAGACCUCUGCACCCGAUGCAAGCGUCUCGGCAAAGAAUGCUACUACAAGAGCCACAAGCGCGGCCGCAAGUCGGACAGCUCCAAGAUUCAGAAGCUCGAACGCACAGUCGAUUCUCUAAGCCGCGCGCUCGAGCAAUUCUCCCGCAACAAGGGAGCAGGCAGCCCUACGAGCGGACACACCCUCUCCAAGUCGGUUUCCGUCGACUCGAAGCGCAACGCUCGGUUGCACGCUCCAGAGGAGAACGACAACUCCUCUCCAGAUUCUUUCUGGAAGAGUGUAGAGGCGUCUCGUGCACCGGCCCCACCAUCCAACUCGGCCAUGUCGCCGCCGUCCCAGUCGCCUCGCGCUAAUGGUUCAGCUACGUACCGCGAUCAGAACAACGCCGUCCGCAGUCGACCGUCUGAUCUGCAUCGACAGCGAUCCGCCUCAUCUUCAUGGCAGACGCCCAAAAGCAUCGCAUCAGCUACGCCCACCUCGGAUGACCCAGACGAGCCCGAAAACCUUGGUUUGCCCACCCUCUCCAAUCCUCUCAAGCUGCUCGCCCACGCAAGUGACUCGGCUCGCGACGGCGAACCCGGCGCCGAAGUCUCUGAUCCUUCCUCAGCCUCUGAUCCACGAGCUUCCGAGGACAACGCAAGAUCGACCUCAGGCGGUCCGGCCAACCAUCACUCCGGCAGCGCCUUCAACGCCGAUGGCACAGUCAGCUCUCCGGGCGGUCAAGACCCUUCCUCUUCCGGUCAAAAGGGCGACACCAAGGAUCACAAUGGGAAAGCCACUCUGUUCGGCGUAUAUCAGGGCCUCAACAAGACCAACACCGUCACACGCUUUGGUCCGGGCCGUGGCAAAGCUUUCUUCGACGUGGGUCUCUUCUCCACCAAGCCAGACAAUCUUCCGCAAUUCGACCCUGUCGACCGUGGCUACCUCUCCCUUGCUGAAGCGGAGAGCCUCUACUCUGUCUACAUUCAGUACAUCAACCCGACCAUCACGCUGCUCGACCCGCACCUGCACACGUUCGACUACGUGCGCUCGUGCUCGUCGCUCCUGCUUAGCUGCACCUGCUGGAUCGCAGCUAAGUAUAAGGUGGAAGGCAGCCAGAUUGCAGACGACCUCGAGAUGCACAUCCGCUCCAACCUGCUGCCCACCAUCCUCAUGGAAGGCUUCCGGAAUGCGGAGAUCCCUCAGGCGCUCAUCAUCCUCGCCGCUUACCAUCCGCAGAUGAACACGCUCUCCGAGGACAAGGCCUGGACCUACCUUGGCUUUGCUAUCCGGAUCGCAUCCGAGCUCGACAUGAACAGCCGCAUCGCUGUCCGCCCGCCUAAUCGUCAGGACGAAGCUGGCCUCGCGCGACGACUGCGCAACCGAGAGCGAACCUGGCUCAACUUGUGGCUCUACGAGACCAGCAUGAGUCAGCAGAUGGGCAGGCGCCCGACAUUGGCAAACGACCCGGUGGUCCUGGGCUGCGCACACUGGCAUCUGGACCCCUUUGCCCUCGAACAGGACAAAGCGGUGGUGGCAGUGGUGCAGCUGCGCUUGCUUAUGAAACGCAACACGGAGCUGUUUGAGAACUUUGUCGAUAUCUCGACUUCGCCUCUGUCCGCGGAACGCACUGCGAAACACGUCGAGCUCUUCAGACGCAUCUGCGCGUCGGAUCUCGACGCGUGGCUUGCCACCUGGACUGCACCUUCGAACCAACAGCCCAAGCAACCGACGGAAUCUCUGCUACCGGACACAGAGACGGGCGGCUACCAAAGCAGCGCGAAUCGCGAGGCGGACGGCAACGGAGAACUGCCGCCCACACAUCCACGCACGAAUCGCCUCAAGCUGUAUUACUGGUACGCACGCCUUGCUCUCGAUGCUAUCGCGCUCAAAUGCAGCCAUCUCGGCCUCGACGUCCUGCGUCCGGUCUAUAGGGACGCCUACGCGUGCUGCAUGGCUUACCUCGGUCUCUUUGUCGCCACCAUGGUGCCCAACGGGCUUUUCUGGGGCCACAACUCGGCGGUCGUCACGCCAGCGUACUGCGCCAUCUUUGCGCUCAAGAUUGUUGGUCUCAUCUCGACGACUGCUGGAGCCGCAGGCGCGUCAGCGUUGACUCAGCGUGCAGAGAAGGUCAAGGAGGAGGAUUUAGGAAUCGACAUUGAUGCAGAGUACACGUUCGAGAUGGUCGAGAAGCUGGCCAAGGCGUGCGAGGAAGCGGGCAAUGCGACGCCGCACAGAAGAGCCGCUGCUGGAAGUUACGCCUUCUUCCUGUUCACCGUGUUGGCCAAGGCCAAGAGUGCAUGGAACGCAAAACUUGGGAUCAAAGACGGCAACGGCGAGGAGAGUAGGGCCAAGGGCAGAAAGAGGGACCGCGAAGGCAACGACGGGACUGGACGCCAGAGCAAGUCGGCAAGGAACGGCAAGUCAGCCAGCAGAGACCGUCAGCAGAAGGAGCGUGUCGAUCAGAACGGCGACACGACCCUGUCCGAUGCUGCUCCCGGUAGCGCGAAUGCCAAUGGCGACCAGGCAGAUCAGGGUAUUGCUGGUGCCGACGCUUCGGUGGAUGGAGACCACCUUACCGACCAGCAGGGUGGAGUCGGUGGUACCGAUUCGGACCACCACUUCCUGCGCCAGCUCAUGCAGUUCCAAGCGGGACCUUCUGGUGUUCAAACAGCGAUCGUCCACGACGCCUCGAACCAAGAGCCUCAUCACCUCUACGGCUUCCCGCAACAGCACCACUACGCCAACUUUGCCUCGAACCCAAUCUCGGCUUCGCACAUGGCCCCCAUGCCGUUCGAUGCCAACAUGUCUACCAUGGCCGCCUCCAACGCUGCUUCUGCCGCGUUCGGCGCUGCGACUGGCACCGCCGGCGUGGGCCCCGACGGUGCGACUGGCGAAGACGGCACCGGCGCCGCGGCGCAAGGAGUCGUGGACAUCGACUGGGAUUUCGGAAUGCUCGACGGCUUCCUCGGGGAAUCGCUGUUCAGCGAUAUGAGCUUCAUCUCGGCCAGCGCCACGCCUGCCAACAUGAACGGCGUCAACGGUGCAUAG
This is a messenger RNA of Kalmanozyma brasiliensis GHG001, 3552 nucleotides long. RefSeq lists its product as uncharacterized. The coding region runs from base 1 to 3552 and encodes 1183 amino acids. Gene Ontology annotation, biological process: regulation of DNA-templated transcription; DNA-templated transcription. Lineage: Eukaryota; Fungi; Basidiomycota; Ustilaginomycetes; Ustilaginales. The record is from RefSeq and is a predicted model, not a curated record. Gene Ontology annotation, cellular component: nucleus. The transcript has a single exon. Gene Ontology annotation, molecular function: transcription cis-regulatory region binding; zinc ion binding; DNA-binding transcription factor activity, RNA polymerase II-specific.